AAUUGUCUGCUCAAGGCUGUAUGUGGAGCUAGUCACUACAAAGUUUACCAUGCCUUAUUUUAAAAUCGCUUGAAGAUCAUAAAAAAGGCUGUAUGUGGAGAAACAAGCGCAGGUGACCUUCUACGGUGAAACAAGCGCAGGUGACCUUCUACAGUGUAACAAGCGCAGAGUUUGAUGGCUGAAGAUCUCUUCGUGGAGUAUAUUAUAAUGUAAGAAGAUGAUGGCUGAAGAUCUCGGUGUUGAGGCGAAGGAGGCAGCGGUCCGCGAGGUAGCCAAGCUCCUUCCAUUGACAGAGCUCUUGCAGUCAAUUUCCUCGAUCAAAUCUGAUUACAUUGCUCGCCAGCAGGCAAACGAUGCACAGCUUAGUACAAUGGUAGCUGAACAGGUUGAACAAGCGCAAGCUGGUCUUGAAUCACUUACGUUAUCUCAGAAGACUAUCAGCCAACUCCGAGAGAACUUCUUUUCUAUUGAAAAGUUAUGUCAAGAAUGUCAAACACUAAUUGAAAAUCAUGAUCAGAUAAAGCUUCUUAGUAAUGCUAGGAAUAAUCUUAAUACUACCUUGAAGGAUGUAGAGGGAAUGAUGUCAAUUUCUGUUGAGGCUGCUGAAGCACGGGACUCCCUUGGUGAUGACAAGGAACUCAUAAACACCUAUGAGAGGUUAACCGCCCUUGAUGGGAAACGGAGGUUUGCACUGGCUGCUGCAUCAUCUCACAAGGAAGAGAUCGGCAGACUGAGAGACUAUUUUGAAGAUGUAGAUCACACAUGGGAAACUUUUGAAAAAACACUAUGGGGACAUAUUUCCAACUUCUUCAAACUUGCUAAAGAAAGCCCGCAAACUCUAGUCCGUGCUAUAAGGGUUGUUGAGAUGCAAGAAAUCCUAGACCAGCAACUUGCUGAAGAAGCUGCUGAGGCUGAAGGUGGUGGAGCAAUGUCACCAGUGGCAAAUCCUCGAAGAAAUUCCAAGAAAUCUAUACACGGAACAGCUUCUACUAAAAACCUUAUACAACAAAAAUUGAAAGUUCAGGGGAAAGGCUACAAGGACAAAUGCUAUGAACAUAUAAGAAUGUCUGUCGAAGAGCGCUUUGAUCAGCUGCUAAGAGAGGAAGACCUUAAAGCCGCUAUAGCUGAGGCAAAAUUGAUGGGCGAAGAGCUUGGAGAUAUAUACGAUUAUGUUGCUCCUUGCUUUCCUCCCAGAUACGAAAUUUUCCAGCUCAUGGUAAAUCUUUAUACUGAGAGGUUCAUUCAGUGGCUUAGAAAACUAAGUGAUCAAGCAAAUAAUCUGACAAACAUAGAUAUCUUAAAGGUAACUGGCUGGGUAGUAGAGUACCAAGAGAAUCUAAUUGCACUUGGAGUUGAUGAGUCUCUGGCUCAAGUUUGUUCUGAAAGUGGUUCAAUGGACCCCCUCAUGAAUGCUUAUGUUGAGAGAAUGCAGGCAACAACCAAGAAAUGGUAUCUGAACAUUCUUGAGGCGGAUAAAGUACAGCCACCAAAAAAGACAGAUGAUGGGAAACUGUACACACCUGCUGCUGUUGACCUAUUUAGGAUCUUAGGAGAGCAAGUGCAAAUAGUGCGAGACAAUAGUACUGAUGUCAUGCUUUACAGAAUUGCUUUGGCAAUAAUUCAGGUAAUGAUUGACUUUCAAGGAGCUGAAAGAAAGAGAUUGGAAGAACCUGCCUCUGAAGUUGGUUUGGAACCUAUAUGUGCAAUGAUCAACAAUAACCUUCGCUGUUAUGAUCUUGCUAUGGAGCUUAGUUCUAGCACCAUUGAAGCUCUUCCAGAGAAUUACGCUGAGCAGGUCAAUUUUGAGGAUACUUGCAAAGGUUUUCUGGAGGUUGCAAAGGAAGCCGUGCACCAAACUGUCAAUGUCAUAUUUGAAGAUCCUGGAGUGCAGGAAUUAUUUGUUAAACUAUAUCAGAGAGAUUGGCUGGAAGGGCAAGUUACAGAGUAUCUAGUUGCAACAUUUGUCGAUUAUUUCAGUGAUGUGAAAAUGUACAUUGAGGAAAGAUCAUUUAGGAGAUUUGUUGAGGCUUGCUUGGAGGAGACGGUAGUUGUUUAUGUGGACCAUAUGCUUAUACAGAAAAAUUACAUCAAGGAGGAAACAAUUGAAAGAAUGAGGCUAGAUGAAGAAGUUCUCAUGGAUUUCUUCCGGGAGUACAUCAGUGUUUCCAAAGUCGAGAAUAGAUUAAGGGUACUUGGUGAUUUAAGAGAGCUUGCUUCUUCGGAGAGCCCCGAUUCUUUCACACUCGUUUACACAAACAUUUUGGAGCAUCAACCAGAUUGUCCUCCAGAGGUAGUUGAGAAGAUUGUGGGAUUGCGAGAGGGUAUACCACGGAAGGAUUCCAAAGAGGUUAUUCAAGAGUGCAAAGAAAUAUAUGAAAGUUCUCUCAUUGAUGGCAAUCCUCCAAAGGCGGGUUUUGUUUUUUCCAGAGUGAAGUGCUUGUCACAAUCCAGAGGAGUUUCAAACUUGUGGAGAAAGCUGACUUAAGCCUGAAAUUAUCAGAUCUAUAUAGGAAUAAAUGGAUAACAACAUUUGUUGAAAUCUUUUGAUAAAGAGUAUCCCUUGCAUAGAAUUAUGCAUGGACACGAUCCGAUUCUGGGCCAGUUUUGGUCCCAGUCAGUCUUGAGGGGAAAGAUUGGUGCCCGAGAGCAGGUUUUGGUCGGUACAGGUCCGAUCUUGAAUCUGAUCUUCAAAAAAAUGGUCUGAAUUUCGAUAAAAAAAACUGCCCUUCUCCCUCAAAGUUGUAACGGUCAUAUUACUAUAUUAGUUUGAAGUUUGAACUCAAGUGAGGAGUGAUAUAUAUAUAUAUGAUCACAAAAAUGAAAGAGAAUAGAAAUAGCAUAAGUGUAACGAUGAAGAGGAUAUAUGGAUGAAGCAAUGUAAAGAUAGUUUUUAUUAGAGAAAAUUAUCUCUCAUGUGACAAACACUAAUCAUAUCCCAAUAUAUGAGCCCUUGAGUUUUUUCCCAAUAUUAA
Molecule: messenger RNA, 2972 nt
Organism: Cuscuta europaea
Lineage: Eukaryota; Viridiplantae; Streptophyta; Magnoliopsida; Solanales; Convolvulaceae
Source: the annotation of a GenBank genome assembly